GGGUAGAGAAGGCAGGGGUGGGGUGAGAGUGGUCAAGCAACUUUUCAGCACUGCAUGCAACGCGUUGACCUAGAUAGGACCCAAGAGAAGCUGCGAGGAGCCCUCACAGAAGACCCAGCUUAAAGCCUGGGGAGUUUGCAAACAGGGUUCCGGGUAGCUAUUCUAGAGCCAAAAUAGAUCCCUUCAAAAGACAAGGGGGAGCAGGGCAAGCGGCUAUGAUGUGGCCAAAUUUUUUCCUCCAUGACGAGGAGCAGCGCAUGGGGGGGCGCACGCGGGCAGGGGUCAAGCGGCGCAAGGUCCUGACGGACGAGCAAGAGGGCAAGAUCAAGCUGGCCUUCUUCGUGGCCAUCGUGGGUAUGACCCUGACAGUGCUGGCCGUGGGCACAGAAUUCUGGGUGGAGCUCAACACCUACAAGCAGAACCAAACCCUCGUCUGCGAGGCGGCCCACUAUGGCUUGUGGAAGUUUUGCCACAAGAAACUCUGGAUGGAUGUUGUGGAGGAGGAGAGGGCUACCUGUGGACCUGCAGAGCUGCCUGGAGAAGCCAACUGUUCUUAUUUCAAAUUCUUCACUACUGGGGAGAAUGCUCACAUCUUCCAGAGGACUACUAAAAAAGAACUGAACAUCACGGCAGCCAUUGUGUCCCUCGUCAGCAUCACCCUAAUGGCCAUGGGGUCCCUCUGCAUCACGGUGGCUCUGAGCAAAGGGGUUGAAUUUCUCCUGAAACCAGCAUCUUGCUUCUUUAUCAUAUCAGGCAUUAUGGUGCUCAUAUGUCUGGAGGUUUUCCGGCACUCGGUUCGGUGGCUUAUCAGCUCGGAUGAGACCAUCCCACUGGAGUACGAGUAUUCCUGGUCCGUGGCUUGUGCAGCGGCGGCUGGGGCUAUCCUGAUCUUUGGCGGAGGCUGCUUUAUCCUUUUGUCCACCCCUGGCUUGCCCAAAAGGCCCUGUGAAUACUGCAUGAAAAGCCGCAGCAGCAGCAGCACUUCCUAAAAACCGUACGGGAGAGAACCCCAAAGUCUCUCUUUCUCUCAUUCUGCCAACAAACAUAUUCACACACACACACACACACCACAAAACAUACAUAUACCUCCACCCACCCCUAGGGGGCAGAAAGAACCGACCUUCUCCCUCCUACAUGCCUGCCCUCUUUCUCCAUCCUCUGGACUCAAGUUUUCCCCCUUCCCUGUUUUGUGACUUGUAAAUAGAACCUCUAGUGCUUGUUUUGUUUUAGAUUGGUGGGGGGGUGGCUAUGAGGAAAGGGCUCUGCUUGUGAAUGAGGGGACAGCUGUGCUAAUGAACUGAGAAAUUACGAGGGGAGGGAGGAUAAAGGGCUGUAUUUUAAACCCAGUUUUUAUAAAUGGCUAUUUAUAGCUCAAUGGA
This is a messenger RNA of Lacerta agilis (Sand lizard), 1379 nucleotides long. It is a transcript of the gene CACNG6, whose product is annotated as calcium voltage-gated channel auxiliary subunit gamma 6. The record is from RefSeq and is a predicted model, not a curated record. Gene Ontology annotation, molecular function: calcium channel regulator activity. Gene Ontology annotation, cellular component: membrane; L-type voltage-gated calcium channel complex. Bases 216 to 989 code for a protein of 257 amino acids. Gene Ontology annotation, biological process: regulation of calcium ion transmembrane transport via high voltage-gated calcium channel; calcium ion transport. The transcript has 4 exons. NCBI's taxonomy places the organism in Eukaryota, Metazoa, Chordata, Lepidosauria, Squamata, Lacertidae.